AUGUUGCCACAGAAGCGAGCCCUCGGCGAGGCACCGCACGCCCGCCGAAUUAUUCCCUCGACUCCCUCGUCGAAGAAGAGACGCCUGGAGCCACUGUCAUCUUCCCCUGCCUCGCGUCUCAACAGCUCCCAGAAAGGACCUUCCUUCAAACUUGGGUCCACUCAGCCAAAGAGUGCCUUUGAGUCGGAGGUUUUGGAGAAGCUCAGCCAGGAUAUCUCCGACCUAAAGCAGAGCAACUCGGAGAAGGACCAAGCAUGGGAGCGCCCACCCGUCGUCAACUUUGACCCGCAACGAGACAACUUGACUUUCCAGCAGAUUGAUGCAGAAGAAGGAACUCUACAUGGCGGAGGGGCGACGGUGAAGCUUUUCGGUGUCACUGAAAAUGGCCACUCCGUUAUGUUGCACGUAACCGACUUCAAACACUACCUUUACGUUGCCGCCCCAGUCUCAUUCCGACCCGAGGACUGCGUGCCAUUCAAAGCAUUUCUCGAAGCACAAAUAGCCCAGCAUCAGCCAGCAAUCCAUGCUUGCCAGCUGGUUCUCAGGGAGAACAUCUACGGUUUCCAGGGGAACACACAGAGCCCCUACAUCAAAGUCGUUGUAACCGACCCGAAAUUCAUCAACCGAGUACGGACAACCAUAGAGAAAGGCGAUGCGAAUUGGAAGGGCCUGUGGAAAGGUGUCGAGGGGGGUAUUAUGACUUUCGACAGUCUACAAUAUGUCUUACGUUUCAUGGUGGACUGCAAGAUGCCUGGCAUGUCAUGGGUCGAAUGUCCUGCCAAGCAAUACAGACUCCUUCGAGACGCAGAUAAACAGUCCAACUGCCAGAUCGAGGCUGAGAUUCCAUAUACGCACCUGGUCUGCCACGAGCCAAAGGGGGAAUGGUCGAAGAUGGCGCCUCUGCGAAUUCUGUCAUUCGAUAUUGAGUGUGCUGGUCGCAAGGGUAUUUUCCCUGAGGCAAACCAGGAUCCUGUCAUCCAGAUUGCCAACGUCGUUACGCGCUAUGGAGAGAGCAAGCCCUUUAUUCGCAAUGUCUUCUGUCUAGACACCACUAGCUCUAUUGUCGCAACUCAAAUCUUGGACUUUGGGCAAGAGAAGGAUAUGUUGAUGGCGUGGAAGAAAUUCCUCGACAAAGUAGAUCCGGAUCUAAUCACAGGUUACAACAUCUCCAACUUCGAUUUUCCAUACUUACUGGACCGUGCGAAACAUCUGAAGCUCAACGGGUUUGAAUACUGGACUAGAUUGCCGAGUGUCAAGUCGGUUUCGAAAGAGACCAACUUCUCCAGCAAGCAGAUGGGCAAUCGUGACACGAAAGCUACAAAUACCAACGGGCGGCUACAACUUGAUCUUCUGCAGUUGAUUCAACGCGAUCACCAGUUGCGAAGUUACACGUUAAACUCUGUGUGUUCCCAUUUUCUUGGGGAGCAAAAGGAGGAUGUUCACUACACCAUGAUCACGGAGCUCUUCAACGGUACGCCUGAAUCGAGGAGACGGUUGGCGCUGUACUGCUUGAAGGAUGCUUACCUACCACAACGACUGAUGGACAAGCUCUCUUGUCUAGCCAACUACACAGAAAUGGCAAGAGUCACGGGUGUGCCGUUCAACUUUCUUCUGUCACGUGGACAACAAAUCAAGUUUCUGAGUCAACUGUUUCGAAAGGCGCUGGAGCAGAAACUGGUAAUCCCGAACCUCAAGUCAGACGCCGAUGCUGGGGACCAAUACGAGGGUGCCACCGUCAUUGAGCCCACUCGGGGGUACUACGAUGUCCCCAUCGCAACCCUCGAUUUCGCCUCGCUAUAUCCCAGCAUCAUGCAAGCUCACAACCUCUGCUACACCACGCUGCUGAACAAGCGAGCGGCCGAAAAGUUCGGCUUGACCAAGGAUGAGGACUACAUCGUUACGCCAAACGGCGAUAUGUUCGUAACGGUCAAACACAGGAAGGGGCUUCUGGCUCAAAUUCUCGAGGAACUGCUCACGGCCAGAAAGCAAGCCAAGAGGGAGCUGGCCGUGGAAACAGACCCCUUCAAGAAGGCCGUGCUGAACGGCCGUCAACUUGCGUUGAAAAUUAGCGCCAACUCUGUGUACGGUCUGACAGGCGCAACGACAGGCAAGCUCCCCUGUCUCGAAAUCGCCAGUAGUACGACGAGUUACGGUCGUCAAAUGAUUGAGAAGACAAAGGACGAAGUCGAGAAGAAGUACUGCAUCGCGAACGGCUACUCGCACGACGCGCAGGUCAUCUAUGGUGACACAGAUUCCGUCAUGGUAAAGUUUGGGAUGAAGGACCUAGGAGAGGCUAUGAAACUGGGCGAGGAAGCUGCUCAAUUCGUUUCGUCCAAAUUCACGAGGCCCAUUAAGCUGGAAUUUGAGAAAUGCUACUUCCCGUAUCUACUUAUCAACAAGAAACGUUAUGCUGGUCUGUAUUGGACCAAGCCGGAGAAGUUCGACAAAAUGGACACGAAGGGCAUUGAGACGGUACGAAGAGACAAUUGUCUACUCGUUCAGACCGUCAUCGAGAAAGUUCUGAGAAUGAUUCUCAUUGUUCAGGACGUCCAAGGAGCACAAGAUUAUGUCAAAGACACGAUUGCAGAACUCCUGCAAAAUAAGGUUGACAUGUCGAAGCUAGUCAUCACGAAAGCGCUCACCAAAGAACAUUACGAUGGCAAGCAGGCCCACGUUGAGCUUGCCGAGCGUAUGAGGAAGCGCGAUCCAGGCUCGGCUCCUGGCCUUGGCGAUCGAGUAGCCUAUGUUAUGAUCAAAGGCGCAGCAGGAGCCAAGAACUACGAGAAAUCCGAAGACCCGAUCUUCGUCCUCGAGAACAACGUCCCCAUUGACACGCGGUACUACUUGGAUAACCAGCUGGCCAAGCCACUUACGCGUAUUUUCGAGCCCAUCCUAGGAGAGACUAAAGCAAAGUCGUUGCUGACCGGCGACCAUACUCGUUCUAUUUCCGUUGCUGCGCCCACGGUUGGAGGGUUGAUGAAGUUCGCCAAGAAGACCAUGACCUGCAUGGGCUGCAAGAAGCCACUUGUUGGAAAAGAGGAGAGUGCCGGUGCCGUCUGCUCCAACUGCGCGCCACGAGUAGGCGAGCUGUACAACAAAACCUUAAGCAGAUCAUCGGACCUCGAGAUCAGGUUCGGAAGACUAUGGACUCAGUGUCAACGCUGUCAGGGAAGCAUGCACAACGAAGUCAUUUGCAGUAGCAAGGACUGUCCUAUCUUUUAUAUGCGCAUGAAGGCGAAGAAAGAUCUGGAGGAUGCAGGUAAGGAGCUGAAGAGAUUCGAUUUUGACCAGGCUGCCAUAUGGUAA
Pseudomassariella vexata is the source of this 3306-nucleotide messenger RNA. Its product is annotated as DNA polymerase family B. Gene Ontology annotation, molecular function: 3'-5'-DNA exonuclease activity; DNA binding; DNA-directed DNA polymerase activity. Bases 1 to 3306 code for a protein of 1101 amino acids. The record is from RefSeq and is a predicted model, not a curated record. Gene Ontology annotation, cellular component: delta DNA polymerase complex. Gene Ontology annotation, biological process: DNA-templated DNA replication; DNA replication proofreading; base-excision repair, gap-filling. The transcript has 3 exons. Lineage: Eukaryota; Fungi; Ascomycota; Sordariomycetes; Amphisphaeriales; Pseudomassariaceae.